Molecule: messenger RNA, 4501 nt
Organism: Cokeromyces recurvatus
Lineage: Eukaryota; Fungi; Mucoromycota; Mucoromycetes; Mucorales; Mucoraceae
Product: CNH domain-containing protein
Exons: 9
Coding region: 118-4320 (1400 amino acids)
Biological process (GO): intracellular signal transduction
Molecular function (GO): guanyl-nucleotide exchange factor activity
Source: RefSeq, a predicted model, not a curated record
CGUAUAUCUGUAUAUACGAAUAUACACAUAUAUAUUUCUUUUUUUUUUCUUCUUCUUCUUUCUUUUGUUUAUUUUAGCAUAUGCAGUAAGAAUAUUAAAUUAACUUUUAUUACCGGGAUGCAUCAAUCUGAAAUUCUUAUUCCAUCAACAACAACGCUCAUUCAAAGUAAUGAGGAAAGACAAAAUCAUUCCAUAAACAUUUCUCAUCCUACAGCCGUCACAACUACUAGCACAAGUAUUUAUAGUAGAUAUCGAUUACCAUCUACUACAACAAGUGCUGGUACUUCUAUCAGUAGCAGCCAUAAUCACGAUGCUACUAUUGAUUAUAAAAGAAGCUAUACAUUGGAUAGUCUCAGUGCUUUAGCUUAUUUCACUUCAACAAACUCUAUCUCUACAGAGUUGACUCCCUCAGCUGCUAUACGCGAUCGUUAUUAUCAAUCUCUUUGCUAUUUGCAAGAUAAUCAUCAAGCAGAUGAAUUAGAGGAUGAAAAUGAUAUACUAGAAGACGAGGAUGACACGACCUAUGUAGAAGCCACAGGUGAUGUCCUUGAUUAUCGACCAAAUGAUAGUAUUCUAUAUAAAAAGCCUAGUCAUGAUAGUAUUCCAAGUAUAUACAGUGUAAAUGAGUCUAUCAUAUCCCUAAGAACAGAAUACAAUAGUAACGGUCAUGAUGAAGAUCGUCAUUCUAUUACAAGUGUUCGUACUGUAGAUGAUCAGUUACAAGGCCGUUCUAGGAGCCUUUUGGGUACCAACUUGAAUACGCUUGCCUCAAAGACAGCUAAAAAAGUCUCGAGAUCCAGUUCUAUUUUCAGGCACAUGGAUAGAAAUUAUAAAAAAGGCGGUAACAACGAUAAAAAAAUAUUUGACAGUCAGCCUCUAUUUUUACCUGUUCGAAAACAAAAGGAUAAUUUGAGUAUCCGGUCGAUGGAUAGUACAAGCUUAUUGUCGAAAUUAUCAAAGUCAACGGCUCCAAUGAGAGCCAAAUUGUCUGCUAUUUCACAUUUAACAAGACACAGUCGUAUUGAAUCGUCUUCAAAUUCAUCGCCACCAUUAACUCUUCCAGGAAGAAAACAUGUAGCUGAAAGCGUAUUCAAUAUGCCUAUUUCUUCGUCCUCAUCUGCGCUUUCUUCAAAGAAGCGCAUAGUUCCGACUAAUCAUCAUCAUCAUAAUAAUAAUAGUAUCAACAGCCAUUAUCAUAAACUUAAAUCACCAUUAGAAAAGACACCUCCAUCAUUUAAUUUUAAUUUACCUAGAUCAUUAUCGGCUUCUUCAUCAACAGCUUCUAAUUCUUCGAAUAACAAGCCUAUUAUUGGAACUAAUUUCGUAAAUGAGCCCACUUCUUUAUCACAUACUUCUACAACAAAAGAGCAUAUUCCUCUUAUUUAUCCAGCUUUACUUUCAAAAGUAGCUGAGGUUUUUAAAGCUCAUAUUGUUUUAAGUACAAAAUCAAAAGAUAGCAUUAAAUAUAAAGAUGUUUUUGAUGGAAAAGAGGCAGUUGACAAAUUAGCUUUAAUAAUUAAAUCUACUGAUCGUAAUGUGGCUUUAUUAUUAGGUCGAGCAUUGGAUUCUCAAAAAUUUUUUCAUGAUGUUAAUUAUGAGCAUCGAUUACGUGAUUCAAGUCGAGAGUUAUAUCAGUUUAAAGAUCAUCCUAUGAAUUUAAGACCUAAAAGUGGAGUUAUGAACAAUACAAAAGGAAAGACGACAGUCACGACUACGACUCGAUCUUCAACGACAGUUGCUAUUUCUAUUGUAGAGGAAGAUAAUUUCCCAAAUGGCGUUUUCACUUUAUUAACUGAUUGUUAUUCGCCUACAUGCACAAGGGAAAGAUUAUGUUAUUCACCUCGUUGUCCUCGUCGUCAAGAACAAGCUAAACGUACUAAUUUUCAUUCACCUUUCAAAGGGCAUAAUCGUGAAGGAAGCAACUCUUAUACUCCUAAUCAACAAGAGGAUAGGUUAUGGAUCAAUACUGUGCCAAAAUCUAUAUUGGAAAGUUUGAGCAAAGAAGAAACAAAGCGUCAAGAAAAUAUUUUUGAGCUUAUAUAUACCGAGAAAGAUUUUGUAGAUGAUUUAAGUUAUAUUAAAGAGCAAUGGAUUGAAACUUUACUUAAUGAUAACAGUAUACAUAUCAUAGGGAAUCGAACUACUUUUGUGAAUACAAUCUUUUGGAAUAUCCUUGAAGUACUCGAGGUAAACUCUGGACUAUUAGAGGCAUUACUUGAUCGCCAAUCAAAAAUGAAAGUAGUAGAUCAAAUUGGUGACAUUAUGCUAGUACAUGUUGCUAAAUUUGAACCCUUCGUUCAAUAUGGUGCUCAUCAAAUCAUUGGUAAAUAUGCAUUUGAGAUAGAGAAAUCAACAAAUCCAUCAUUUGCUGAAUUCGUGGUCAGGACGGAACGUUUACCUCAGUCACGUAAAUUAGAAUUAAAUGGUUAUCUUACAAAGCCAACAACACGUUUAGGGCGUUAUAAUUUAUUAUUAAGAGAGAUCUUGAAACAUACACCAAAGAAUCAUCCUGAUCAGGAGGCUAUACCUCGUGUAAUGACAAUUAUUGCUAAAUUUUUGGCUGAUGUCAAUAAGGAAACUGGGAAAACCGAGAAUGCAUUUAAUUUACAAUUGUUAAAUGAAAGAUUAGUGAACAAGAGUAUUUCAAACUUUGAUUUGGAUUUGACUGCACCUAAUAGACAAAUAAUCAUGAAGGGUACCUGGAAAAAAGGAUCUGGGUCUGAAUCAUCUGAAGUUUUAAUGUAUCUAUUGGAUCAUUGUUUGCUAAUAAUAAAACCUAAGCAAAACGAAGAAAAAUAUAAAUUGCAUAGAAAGCCUAUUCCAUUAGCAUUAUUAUCGAUUACAUUUCCAGAUCAUAGCAAAAGAGCAAGUACUAUUAUACCUAUAGGUCGGUCUGGUAAUGGUUCAUUUGUCGAUCUCAGCAUUACAACUAAUACCACAAUAUCUAAUACAAAUGCUAUAUCUGCUGACACAUAUAACACGAUAUCCUAUUCCAAUAUUUAUACUAAUAAUUUCGAUACCGUUAUAAAUACUAAUAAUAAUAAUAAUAAUAACAGCUUCAUAAUGAACAAAAAUGGGUAUCCUCUUUCAUUUGUUCAUUUGGGGAAGCAAAGCACAGGAGGACCUAUUACUUUAUAUGCAACUACAGCAGCUGUACGCCAGCAAUGGGUCAAUAAAAUAGAAGAACAGCGUAAGUUGCUUGUUGAGAAGCAUAAAGUAUUCAACAUUAAGCCCAUCAAUGAACGCUUCUUUAGUUCAUUCAACAAAGUGAAUUGUACUGCUGUAUUUGAUAAUGGGAGAUCACUUAUUUUUGGUGGAGAUCAAGGCGUCUACCUUAAAAAAGAAGGUAGUGGUGAUGAACUCAUUCGAAUUCUGGCAAUGGAUAAAGUAUCACAGAUUGACGUCCUUGAACAAUUUAAUUUGAUACUCGUAUUGGCUGAUAAAAUCUUAUACACGUAUUCAUUAGAUACUUUGCUUUCAACUUCAGAGACUGGUGUUAAGCGUGGACGUAAGAUUAGUAGCCAUGUAUCCUUUUUCAAAGUGGGACAAAUCUAUGACAAGACUGCUACUAACAUAAAUGGAUCCAAUCAGUCAGAUGGGGUUGAAAAGACAUUAGUUUGCUUUGUUCGUAAUAAUGCCAUGACAUCCACUAUUCGUGCCCUUGAACCUUGUGAGACGACUAAGGAAGCAAAUAAGAAAAAAAAUAAAAAUAAUCUGGGACGAUUGAUUCGUGGCAAUAACGAAGCACUUAAAGCGCAUAAAGAUUUAUAUAUACCAGGUGAAGCCUCAUCUAUUCAACUUUUUAAGAAUAUUAUCUGUGUUGGAAGUGAAAGAGGAUUUCAAAUGGUAAAUUUAAGCUCUGCUGAAGUGCAAAGUGUUUUAGAUCCAAAUGAUGAAAGCAAUAAUUUAGUUCUCCAACAGCAUGAAAAUAUGAAACCUAUCUCUAUGUUUAGACAUAAAAACGGGAGUAUUUUACUCUGCUAUAAUGAAUUGGCAUUUUAUAUUGAUAAAAAGGGUAAACGAAUGCGUAAGGAUUGGUCAAUUACUUGGGAAGGAAAUCCUACAGCCUUUGCAUUUAGAUUCCCUUAUGUUGUUGCGUUUAAUUCUAACUUUAUUGAAAUACGGCAUAUGGAUACUGGUGAUUUACUUCAAGUAAUAGCUGGAAAUAAUAUUCGAUGUCUUCGUCCAGAUUCAACAGACAGAAUUUAUGGUGUUAUGGAUGAUCGUAUUGCAGGCUCUGAAGUGAUUUUUCAAUUAAAGCUGGUUGAUCCUCAUAGAAGAAAGAUUAGUAUGAUCAAAAACAAUAGAAACAAAGCCUAAAAGAAAAAGUUUCAGUAUUGUGUGAAUUAUUUGUAUGUAUUAGUGUAUGAUAUCCUUCUUCAUCUAUUUCCUUGUUUUUUUUUUACUAUACAUUUAUAUUUUUUUAAAAAAAAAAUAACUUAUUGCCUUGUCCAAAUAAAUAAAGAAGGAAAGAAGCUUAAUAUCCUUUUUGGACUAUAAA